AUGCCUGCUGAACUAAAAAGUCAAUUGCCGACCGAGGUCAAGACCUUUCUCCACGACACCUACGCCCCGGCAUUCAUUGCGCAGAUGGUUGGCGCCAAUUCUGAGUACAGAAAGUAUCUCUCCAAUCCUGACUGCGAGAAGAUUCGGUACUGGUGGGCAGGAAAUGACGCCAAGUGUUUGGCUAAGUCGAAGUGGUAUGUGGCCCUGAAUAAAAUAGCUUCUCAGUGCACGGUGAGAGAGCACUUUAAACUGGACAUGGAGCAGUCGGAAGCAGUAGCUCUCGCCGAAGCACUGUUGGUGGAGGUCAAGACAAAGGAUCGGAUCAAGCGAUUUAUCAAUGGAGGACACAUGGCUACGGAUGUGAACAAGAUUUGCAGCUUUUUCAACGCUCUAGAACCAGACAAAGACCUCGCCAAAUCCUGGUUCGAUCGGAUCCUUAGACUCCUGCAGGAUGAGACCACUCACCAAGUCCGUGGAAAGCAGGUCAAGGAUGAGCUAGCCAAAGACCAUCUGUACGAUACAAUGAAGACAUUCAUUGAGCUUCUGCUGGCCCAGGACAGCCAAUUUACAGGGGAGGUGGCCACGAAAUUGGUCGAAGAUUUGAGAAAGUUCGAGGAGAAUGCCAUUAACAAGAACGACACCGCAAAGAAACAGGCUGAGAACAUUAUGCUCAAGAUGGCCGUGCUUCCGCAACAGAUAGCUAACCUCCAGGCUGCGGCACCAAUCACAAAAAAGCUCUCCGGAACCAGGCUCUUUCAAUUUGCGAGCUCCGUCGUUGAUAGAGUCGCGGAGAAUAUUCCUAAUGGGUUGAAACGGAUCGCUAAGUACUUUCGGUUAUACGUACUCGAACGCAAUCCAUGA
Messenger RNA from Aspergillus affinis, 861 nucleotides. RefSeq lists its product as uncharacterized. The coding region runs from base 1 to 861 and encodes 286 amino acids. The transcript is spliced from 3 exons. The record is from RefSeq and is a predicted model, not a curated record. NCBI's taxonomy places the organism in Eukaryota, Fungi, Ascomycota, Eurotiomycetes, Eurotiales, Aspergillaceae.